AUGAUAAAAAGACUACGUCAUGGUGCUCGGGGUACUAAGAAAGUCACCACGGGAUGCUCGACCUGCAAUAGAAGCAGGCAUAAGAAGUGUGACGAGGCCAGACCAGCUUGCUCACCCUGUAUCAGAGCGGGAUGGAAAUGUGACUUCGCCUCGUCGGCUCCCCUCGGAGGGCCGCGGUACACGCCAACUCCUCUCAUUCGUAGCCUGCGAUACCCUCCUGCCAAGCCUUUACUGGCUGGCGAGUAUCAGCAUAUGGAGUACUUUCGGGUUGUGUGCGCUGGGGAGUUUUCUUUAUUUUUUGAGGUCGCCGAGUGGGAAGACAUCAUCGUUCAGGGUACUCUCGCAGAACCAGCAUUACAUCACGCGGCCCUAGCAAUCGGGGCUUUGGUUAGCAGGCGCUACCAUCCUGAUGUAUGGCAAAGCACUCCAGCUAUAGUCUUUUCAAUACGGCAUUACAGCAUGGCCAUCCUGGCUCUCCAAACUCGGCUUGAUGGAUCUCCCCGAAGUAUAGAGAUUGCUGUCUUGGCGAGCGUUCUCUUUAGUUACAUCGAAUUUCUUCUAGAUAUCGAUAGUCGGAUCGAGAUGCACAUCCAGGCUGGGUGCUCCAUGCUUGAGAACUUCCUAGCGAGGCACGAUAUGACACUCGCUGCUUUUAGUCGGGACAGACCGAAUUUUGAAGUUGGCAGUUCAUCUACUAGGUAUCAUCUACUUGCUCGUGCUAUGUAUCAGCUUACAACUCAAAUGACGUCUUUGCGGCAUUUUGAUUGA
Molecule: messenger RNA, 768 nt
Organism: Fusarium mangiferae
Lineage: Eukaryota; Fungi; Ascomycota; Sordariomycetes; Hypocreales; Nectriaceae
Exons: 2
Coding region: 1-768 (255 amino acids)
Biological process (GO): regulation of DNA-templated transcription
Molecular function (GO): DNA-binding transcription factor activity, RNA polymerase II-specific; zinc ion binding
Source: RefSeq, a predicted model, not a curated record